Molecule: messenger RNA, 1122 nt
Organism: Priceomyces carsonii
Lineage: Eukaryota; Fungi; Ascomycota; Pichiomycetes; Serinales; Debaryomycetaceae
Gene: GPD2
Product: Gpd2p
Exons: 1
Coding region: 1-1122 (373 amino acids)
Biological process (GO): glycerol-3-phosphate catabolic process; carbohydrate metabolic process
Cellular component (GO): glycerol-3-phosphate dehydrogenase (FAD) complex; cytosol; nucleus
Molecular function (GO): glycerol-3-phosphate dehydrogenase [NAD(P)+] activity; protein homodimerization activity; NAD binding
Source: RefSeq, a predicted model, not a curated record
AUGACUACACAGAGCGCAUACAAGAUUGAGAAACCAUUUAAGAUCAGUAUCAUUGGAUCUGGUAAUUGGGGAACUGCCGUUGCUAAGCUUGUUGCUGAAAACACCGCAGAGAAGUCUGAUGUGUUCCAAAAAGAAGUUCAAAUGUGGGUUUAUGAAGAGAAUAUAGAUGGAGAAAAGUUGACUGAAAUAAUAAAUUCUAAGCAUGAGAAUGUGAAGUAUUUACCUGGUAUCAAAUUGCCAGAGAAUUUGAUUGCUAAUCCUGACAUUGUUGACACAGUCCGUGACUCAGAUCUCCUUGUGUUCAAUAUUCCACAUCAAUUUUUACCUUCUAUUUGUAAACAAUUGGUUGGUCAUGUUAAUAAGAACGUCAGAGCUAUCUCUUGUCUUAAAGGAUUAGAGGUUGGUCCUCACGGGUGCAAAUUAUUGUCGCAGGCCAUUACGGAUACGUUAGGUGUAUAUUGUGGUGUCCUUAGUGGUGCCAAUAUUGCAACUGAGGUUGCUAAGCAAAGAUGGUCUGAAACCUCAAUUGCUUAUACACUUCCAGAUGACUUCAGAGGCCAAGGUAAAGAUAUCGAUGAAUAUAUUUUGAAGAAGGCUUUCCACAGACCAUACUUCCAUGUCAAGGUCAUUGAUGAUGUCAUUGGUGCUUCUUAUGCGGGUGCUUUAAAAAAUGUUGUGGCAAUUGCAGCCGGUCUUGUUGAUGGUAUUGGCUGGGGUGACAACGCUAAAGCAGCUGUCAUGAGAAUUGGUAUCAAGGAGAUUAUCCACUUCGCAUCGUACUACGAGAAGUUUGGAAUCAAAUCCAAAAUACCCCCGAAUCCAACAACAUUUACAGAAGAAAGUGCCGGUGUUGCCGAUUUGAUAACCACUUGUUCUGGAGGUAGAAAUGUGAAGGUUGCGAAAUACAUGGUUGAACAUAACGUUGAUGCAUGGGAAGCAGAAAAGAUCCUUUUGAACGGUCAAUCAUCUCAAGGUAUCAUAACUGCCAAGGAAGUACAUGAGUUAUUAGAAAGCUUUAACUUAAGGAAUGAAUUCCCAUUGUUUGAUGCAACAUACAGGGUCAUUUACGAAAACUUAGAUGUACAAGAACUCCCACACAUUUUGGAGGAUUGCACCCAUUGA